Dovyalis caffra is the source of this 753-nucleotide messenger RNA. NCBI's taxonomy places the organism in Eukaryota, Viridiplantae, Streptophyta, Magnoliopsida, Malpighiales, Salicaceae. The record is from the annotation of a GenBank genome assembly.
AUGGGUGCUCUAAAAGCCAUACUUCUCUACUUGAUUAUAUACCAAACAUGGAAGAUCACAGCUGAAGAAGAGGAAUGGAAGUCUGCUACCGCAACAUACGUUAAAGAAACAAAUGGAUCAAUCAUUGUAGAAGGUGCUUGUGGGUAUGGAGACCUUCACAGGGCCGCCUAUGGAAAGUACAGUGCUGGACUAAGUAGCAUGCUGUUCAACAGAGGGAGUACCUGUGGGGCUUGCUUCGAGGUCAGAUGCGUAGACCACAUCUUAUGGUGCCUGCAGGGUAGCCCCUCGGUCAUUCUCACCGCAACAGAUUUCUGUCCUCCAAAUUACGGGCUUUCAUCAGAGUAUGGUGGCUGGUGCAAUUUCCCCAAAGAACACUUUGAGAUGUCAGAGGCAGCAUUCGCUGAAAUCGCAGAGAAAAAGGCUGAUAUUGUGCCAGUUCAACACAGAAGGGUGAAGUGUGAAAGAAGGGGUGGGCUGAGAUUCACAGUGAGUGGAAAUUAUCACUUUUAUCAAGUACUCAUCAGCAAUGUGGGAUUGGAUGGUGAGGUGUUUGCUGUGAAAGUGAAGGGAUCAAAAACAGCGUGGAUACCUAUGGCAAGAAACUGGGGACAAAACUGGCAAUCCAAUAUCAACCUAAUUGGACAGCCUUUAUCUUUCGAGGUGACUACCAGCGGCAGAAGAACACUCACAUCUUACAAUGUUGCACCAGCAAACUGGCAAUUUGGUCAGACGUUUGAAGGCAAGCAAUUCUAG